AUGGAAAGGGUUAGAUGCAAAUUUGGGUUUUCAAAUAUGCUUGUGGUUGAUUGUGUGGGAAAAAGAGGGGGUUUGGCAUUAUUAUGGAAGGACGAAAUAGGAGUGGAGAUUCAGAAUUUUAGUUGUCGACACAUUAACGCAAGCAUAUGUCACAGCCCGGAUGGAAGACAAUGGAAAUUUACGGGCUUUUACGGGCAUCCGGAGGCGGAAAAAAGAAAGGAGGCUUGGGGUCUUUUACGAUUUCUUACUUCUUUGGACCCCUUGCCUUGGGUGUGCAUGGGUGACUUCAAUGAAAUUUUGUAUCAAUCUGAGAAGCGAGGAGGGAAUGUGAGGAAUCGAAGAUUAAUGGAGGAUUUUCAAGCUACGCUAGCAUUUUGUGAGUUGAUGGAUUUGGGAUUCCGUGGGCCAAAAUUCACUUGGAACAAUGGUAGAGAUGGAGAGGAUUUUAUUCAAGAAAGAUUGGAUAGAGUAGUAGCAAAUGAUGGGUGGUGUGGUCUAUUUCCUAAAGCUGAUGUUUUGGUGGAGGGAGCUGUAAAUUCAGACCAUUUACCAAUCUUUGUUAUGUUGCAUGAAGAGCAGCAACUGGGCAGAAAACGUAGAAGAUUCAAGCAUGAGGCACAUUGGGUGUUAGAUAGAGCAUAUUCAGAUGUGGUCAAAUAUGCAUGGAGGGCAAAUGAAGGUUGGGAAGGAAGCUGGGAUGAGCUACAGUGCAAAAUGGGACGCUGCCAGGUGGAGUUAAAUAAAUGGCAGCAAAGAAAUAAGGGACCAGAGAAUGACAUAAAAAAUUUGUGCCAUCAAUUGAUUGAAUUACAAGCUCAGGAGGGACCUUAUGAGAAGGUGGGAAUUGACCGACUAAAGGAGAAAAUUCAUAACCACAUGGAACAGGAGGAAGUCCAUUGGCAGCAACGAUCAAGGGUGGAGUGGCUACGGAAUGGAGAUAAAAAUACAAAGUUUUUUCAUGCGAGCGCCAACCAGAGGCGGAAUUCCAACAAAAUCCGGCUGGUUCAUGAUAUGGAAGGGAAUCCGAGAGAGUCACAAGAAGAUAUUGGCAAGGCCUUCGUGGAGUAUUUCACUACAUUAUUCUCCACCGGACAGCCUAGGAGAAUGGAGGAGUGUUUGGAGUUUAUGGAAAGAAGAAUUUCUGACGAAAUGAAUGAGAGAUUGUUAAGACCUUUCAUGGAAGAGGAUGUGGAAACAGCCAUUCAUCAAAUGGCGCCUUUAAAAGCCCCUGGGCCGGAUGGUUUUAAUGCCUGUUUUUUUCAAAAGAACUGGGCCAUUGUCGGACCGGAGGGGCGUUUAAUUACGGAUAACAUAAUUGCUGCGUAUGAAACUCUACGUACUAUGCAUUCUCGAAUGUAUGAUAAAUCGGGUUUCAUGGCGGUAAAGCUUGAUAUGAGUAAGGCAUACGACAGAGUUGAGUGGAAUUUUUUGGAGGCGGUGAUGAGGAGGAUGGGGUUUGCGGAGCGAUGGAUAAAUCUUAUUAUGAUUGCUAACCCUAAUCAAUGGAAUCGGAUGAAUGGCAUUUUGCAGCUUUAUGAAGAUGCUUCGGGCCAAAAGCUAAAUACAAACAAAAUGGCGAUCUUCUUUAGUCGAAAUACAUCGAAUGAUGAGAAGGAAGCUAUCCUAAGGCUUGCUGCAAUUCCGGAGACACAACGGUAUGACUCCUAUCUUGGGCUUCCGGCGGUGGUGGGAAAGUCCCGGACAAAGGAGUUUAGAACUAUAAUUGACCGGGUUGCAAAGAGAUUGCAAGAUUGGAAGCUAAAGUUUUUGUCACAGGCGGGAAAAGAGAUUUUACUGAAGGCGGUAGUGCAAGCGAUCCCGACUUAUAGCAUGAGGGUGUUCAUGCUCCCAAAAGCUUUGUGUGGUAAUAUCAACUCCCUUAUGCAGAAGUUUUGGUGGGGUCAUAAAAGCAAUGAUUCACGGAUUCACUGGAUGAGUUGGGGGCGUUUGGGGUCUAUUAAAGAGAAGGGUGGAAUGGGCUUCCGAGAGUUCUCAUGUUUUAAUAAGGCUCUCUUGGCUAAACAAUAUUGGCGUUUAUGGAAAACGCCGGAUAGUUUGGUUGCAAGAAUCAUGAAGGCAAAAUAUUUCCCAAAUUGUGAGGCUUUGGAUGCAAGCAUGGGAUCUAAGCCCUCGUAUGUUUGGAGGAGCAUUUUAAGUUCAAAGGAACUCUUAAAAGAAGGCUUAAUGUGGAGGAUAGGAGAUGGAGAUAUAGCAAGGAUUUGGGGGGAGCGAUGGUUAUCAAAUCCGAAUAGGAUUUUAUUCCAAUCCCUUCAAAACCAGGUUUUUGCCGAGGCCAAGGUGAGUGAUUUAAUUAACAAAGAGAUGGGUGUGUGGGAUGUCAACAUUCUCAAUACAUUUUUCAGAGAAGAGGAAGUAAGAGCCAUUCAAUCGAUCCCAUUAAAUAGCACUCCUCAAGCUGACAAGUUAAUAUGGGGUGAAACUAAAAAUGGUCUUUUUUCGGUAAAGAGCGCCUAUCACUUGGCAAAAGAGUUGGAGGAUAGGAGUAAGGCUGAAUGUUCUACGGGGAUGUAUCGAAGUGAGGUGUGGAAAAUGAUUUGGAAAUUAAAGGUUCCAAAUGUAGAGAAGGUUUUUCUCUGGAGGGCUUGCCAUGACAUCCUACCAACUAAAGAGAAUUUGAUGAGAAGAAAAAUUGUGGCUGAUUCGUGGUGCCCGGUUUAUGGACUGGAGCCGGAGACGAUAGAGGAGGUCUUGCUUCGUGGUAGGGAGGAGGAUAUAAAACUGUUUGCUGGUUUGUCACGUCAAUUAUGGCUGAGGAGGAAUAUGCUGCUUCAUGAAGGAGUUUUUAUUCACCCCAACAUGCUGGUCCAGAGGGUUGUAAAUGGUGUGGCUGAUUUUGGUAAGGCCAUGGGCAGAGAGUAUCAUGAAGGGGAGCCAACGGGGAGCAUGGACGUGGAAAAAUGGAAAGCACCUCCUACUGGUUGCCUGAAGGUAAACUGGGAUGCUGCAUUAAAUCUCACAGGGGGUAGGAUGGGGAUGGGUGUGGUCAUACGGGAUCAUGAAGGGUGUGUAAGGGCUGUCAAAUGUAGCCUUAAACAAGGAAGCUUUGACCCCGCUGCUGCAGAGACAAUGGCAGCCAUUCACGCUUUGAAAUUCUGUAUGGCACAGGGUAUGCUUAAUAUACAUAUGGAAGGAGAUGCUAAAAAUGUGGUGGAUGCUUUGAACUCAAGGGAGGAAAACUGGAGUAGGACGGGACAUCUAGUAGAUGAAGCAAGGAAUCUACUCAAUGGGUUUAAUAUUUAG
This is a messenger RNA of Corylus avellana, 3261 nucleotides long. The record is from RefSeq and is a predicted model, not a curated record. Lineage: Eukaryota; Viridiplantae; Streptophyta; Magnoliopsida; Fagales; Betulaceae.